AUGCACUCAGCCUGGACUCUUGUUACCCUUCUCCUCGCCUCCUCCGCUCCAGCUGUCUUGGGCGGCAAGUGUAACGCUCCACGCGAAGCGGGCGAGAACAACAACUGCUUGGGGGGUUCCUACAAUGAUUGUGUAGCGAGGAACAACCAGCUGUGCACCGGCGAAUGCUUUGGCCAGCCCGCCGGAGGAGCUGGCGCCCCAUGCUACACUGGAUGCACUACUAGGAACCAGCAGUACUGCGCUGGCUACUGCAUGAAGAUCAGCAACUGUGAUGACUGCAUUGAGAGUCUCAAGCAAAUGGGUGCUGCGGGAUCCGAUGAGCAACACAAGGAGACUUGUAGCCAGGAAGAAUAUUCUUCGACUCCUCACCCCCCUGUGACCUCCAUCACCUUGAUCAGACUUGACCGACCGUCCAGCAAAAACGCCGACGAAAUGACCCGUUGGUCCUCCUUACCUACCGAGAUCCGCUGUAUGAUCUUGGAGACCCUGACAGCACACAAAUCCAUCGCACCGUACGCCUCGGUUUCAACGGAAUGGCGAGACUUUAUUGAAAAAAAGACCUUUGCUCAUCUUAGACUUCAUCCCUUAUGCCUCGACCACCUCGAGCAGCUCGACGAUCACUACAGGGGGAGAAUCGAGCAUCUAUGGCUCAAUAUAGAGCUCAACCGAUAUACUUGUCGAUCGUGCCGAAAGAGAGAGUCGCUUACAUUGUCGUAUUCCAUUGCAAAGAUCCUAAACGAAGCCAUCACCAGGCUAUUCUCCAUCCUGACGACGUGGAGAGAGCCUUUGACUCUGGAACUUAAUGCUUACUGCCCAAGCGAUUCGGAACACUGGUUCAAAAACAGUUACUUCGGAGCUCCUGGUGAAGACAAAUUCGAGUGUCAACCGCAUAGCGCAGAUCCUAUUCACGAUCCAGAGCACGGGUGGUAUAGGGGCCGUGUAACUAAAGCGCCACCAGACGACGCUCUACGACGUCCUUUUGGACAGGUAUCUGAGCUCAAAUUUCGACAGAGCCUCCCUUCAGUCCAUGCCGUGAUUAAAUUCGUUGUACGUCGGCAGUGCCGUCAGCAAUUCAAUCCUGAAACCUUACAAUACCUCUGGUCAAAGCUUCCAAACUUAAAAGAGAUCAGCUAUGAACCGUGGCAAUCACACUUGAACAUAGCACAGCGAGUUUCAGAUAUAGGCAAGAAGUAA
This is a messenger RNA of Fusarium odoratissimum NRRL 54006, 1194 nucleotides long. RefSeq lists its product as uncharacterized. Gene Ontology annotation, molecular function: protein binding. The transcript is spliced from 3 exons. NCBI's taxonomy places the organism in Eukaryota, Fungi, Ascomycota, Sordariomycetes, Hypocreales, Nectriaceae. Bases 1 to 1194 code for a protein of 397 amino acids. The record is from RefSeq and is a predicted model, not a curated record.